AUGGCAGCGCUUGCGAACGACAGCGGCGGCAGCACCCAGAGCCGGAGCAGCAGCCUCGGGAGCCGGGAGGGAGUUGGGGGUACUGCGGCGGGAGCUCGCGACGAUGGGGACACCGCAGUCCGGGACACCGCGGCGACCGCCCCCAGCCUCCCUCCUCUCGAGGACUACGAGUGCAAAAUCUGCUACAACUACUUCGACGCGGACCGGCGCGCCCCCAAGCUGCUGGCUUGCCUGCACACCUUCUGCCAGGAGUGCUUGAGCCAGCUGCAGCUCCGCGCCGCCGCCGCCGCCAGCGCGGCACCUGAGCGCGCGCAGCGCCCGCCACCCUGGCACGGCCCGCCCGGCGCCAUCGCGUGCCCGGUGUGCCGCCACCGCACGCCGCUGCCGGACAGCCGCGUGCACGGCCUGCCCAACAACACCAAGCUCGCCGAGGCCUUCCCGCUGGCUUUGCGCGCCGCGCACGAUCCGCUACCCCAGGACCGGCUCCCUCCUCUGGCCUCCCGCCGCCCCGCAACCGCUGCCUCGCCGCCAGCCGCCACCCCGCAGCCGCCGCAGCCGGCGCCACCACCCGCGGAGGACACCGCCCCAGGGCCUCAAGGCCGCCCAGGCCUCCGCGCCCCGGGAGCCUACGAGAGCUGUCAGAACUGCAAGCGUGCAGCGCUCACCGCCGGCUGCGUCUGCGUGGUCUUCUCCUUCCUUUCCAUGGUGGUGCUGCUGUUCACCGGUCUCAUCUUCGUCAACCACUACGGCGGCGGCGGCGGCGGGGGUGGGGGACCCCCGGGCAGCGGUUCGUCCCCCGGUCCCGCCCCAGCUCCAGGAGGAUCGCCCUCGCCCUCGCCCUCGCCCGUAGGACCCAUCUGUCUGUCAGUGGCUAGCAUCCUGGCACUCUUCUCGGUGGUGGUCACCUGGAUCAUCUGCUGGCUCAAGUAUCGGCCCGAGGGGGCGGCCGCGGGCUCCGCAGCAAGCGGCGGGAGUGGCUCCAGGGCGCGGGCAGCCGCAGCUCCCGGCAGGAGGAGCGACAGCCUGUGUGAUCCUGGUGCUGAUGGAAGCCAGAAGAAGGUUUUGGAGCCUCUGGAACUGGAGUAG
This is a messenger RNA of Arvicola amphibius (Eurasian water vole), 1086 nucleotides long. Its product is annotated as RING finger protein 223-like. Gene Ontology annotation, biological process: protein ubiquitination. The transcript is spliced from 2 exons. The coding region runs from base 1 to 1086 and encodes 361 amino acids. The record is from RefSeq and is a predicted model, not a curated record. NCBI's taxonomy places the organism in Eukaryota, Metazoa, Chordata, Mammalia, Rodentia, Cricetidae. Gene Ontology annotation, molecular function: ubiquitin protein ligase activity.